AUUGUUAUAGAUAUGUCCAUCUCUUCAUUUUUCGUUCGCUCAUAAUCUAGGAAAAAAUCUUUGUUAUUUACCGUACUAUAUACAUUAUGUAUGACCGAUUCUUCUGCAAGACCUGCCUACAAUUUGACCCAAAGUAACCGUAUAUAUCCUUUUCUGCACGUCAACACAUUGAGGCAUUUCUCUUUUUUGUUGCGAUUACAUACACAGGCAAGUUUCUCUUCGCAUCGUCCUCCUAUGCAACAGCAGAGGCCCCUUUUUUUCGUUUGCCUUCCAACUCGAGAGAGACAGGUGGGAAAUAAACACGCCCUGAAAUCGUUCAUCUCCCAACAGCCACUCAAGUCACUUGCUGGGGCUGCAGGCCCUGGUGUUGUUUAUAUAUGUCUGCAACACCAGCCAACCCUUAUCGAGGCUUCAUGGUUAACUACGCUCCUCAUGACAGUGGUAAAGAUGCGAACCGGGAGGAUAUCAUUUCCUACGGUGCAGCGCAGUUGCUCCAAGAUAGGCCUACUGAAAUUCGCUACCACUCUGAUACAACCCAGCCACCCUUUGGGUCUCCAUCGACUUUUAUCACGAACCACUCGGCCACACGCCAGCCGGGCUCGCAUUACAACACACACGGUUAUAGACUCUCCCCAAUCCAGGGUAGCAGAAAACGACGACGUACCGACAAUGAGCCUGAGGCCAAUGAAGACACUGAUCACAAUUAUGGGUACCGAUCUAGUUUGCAGAAUCUACCCAUGGGUGACCCAUCGGGUCCAGGAGGCGAAUCGACCGACCUGUCGUACGCUGAUCAUGUCGGCCCUUCGUCUUCCCAUCAGACAUCGAACCAGGACUACCUUCAGUCUGCUUUUCCGCAACAACAACAUCACCACCAUCGGCUACCAUCCCAAGCAUUGGUGGGUACGACCUCUGCUGAUCAGGGCUCUGAACAAUACCUGCCGCAAAUCGACCGUAGCUUCAUGAACCUUCCAGGCGUGCCUACACCAUACCCUGAGCCGAAAGCACCAAAGACCAGAUUCGGGCACAAAGAAGAUGAGAUGUUGAUAGCUCUGAAGGAGCAAUGGAAGUUUUCCUGGAGGCAGAUUGAGUGCUUCUUUCCAGGACGAAAACAACAAACAUUGCAAGUCCGUUACUGUACCAAAUUGAAGGAAAAAGACGUGGUUUGGGAUGAUGCUUUGGAUCAGAAACUGAAAAAGGCGUUAGAGGACUAUGAGGACAACAAAUGGGCGCACAUUUCCCGGAAGCUUGGACCUGGUAUACCACCCGCAGCGUUGCGUGUGGCGCGGUCGGACCAAAGCGGCUUCAAACUCGCCCAACCUCAAACCUCCAAACUCACUCUCCUGCCCCAAACGCCCCGCGUCAUCCACCCCAUCACCUCCAGGACAAUGCUCCUCCAACGUACAGCCUCCGCCCUCGCAAGGCGCUCGCCUGCCCGCGCUUUCACCCUCGCCCAGCGCCCCUUCUCUUCCUCCAUCGUUCGCUCCAACGAGAAGAAGUGGACUCCCAAGGAGGAGGGCAAGAUUCUGGCCUUCGAUCAGAUCAAGGGCGAGAGCGACCUCCUCGCUCCGGGUGCCAAGCCCGGUACAAUUCCCACCGAUAUCGAACAGGCCACCGGUCUUGAGCGUCUGGAACUCAUCGGAAAGAUGCAGGGCAUUGACAUCUUCGACAUGCGUCCCCUUGAUGCCUCCCGCAAGGGCUCCCUCGAAGACCCCAUCAUCGUCAACGGCGCUGGUGAUGAGCAGUACGCCGGUUGCACCGGUUUCCCCGCAGACUCUCACCAGGUCAACUGGCUGACUGUCUCCCGCGAGCGCCCAAUCGAGCGUUGCCUCGAGUGCGGCAAUGUGGUCAAGCUGAACUACAUUGGACCCGAGGAGGACCCCCACUCCCACGACCACGACCACGGUCACCACCACCCCCCUCACGUCGAGCCCAAGACCUUCGCCGACUUCGUCAAGCCCGACUACUGGUACCGGUAAAUCUUUAAUGCCGAUUUUCUUUGGUUAUUGCUUGGAAAUCCCAAUACAGUGUGAACAUUAUACUGCGUGUCUGUCUCUGUUCUGUCUCCGUGACUCCUCCGUCUCUUUUGUACUAUAGUGCUCUAGUAGAUGAAAUGAGAGUGUUGGUGGGGUUCUUACUUUUGA
This is a messenger RNA of Penicillium samsonianum, 2141 nucleotides long. RefSeq lists its product as uncharacterized. The coding region runs from base 378 to 1976 and encodes 532 amino acids. The transcript has 9 exons. The record is from RefSeq and is a predicted model, not a curated record. NCBI's taxonomy places the organism in Eukaryota, Fungi, Ascomycota, Eurotiomycetes, Eurotiales, Aspergillaceae. Gene Ontology annotation, biological process: mitochondrial electron transport, cytochrome c to oxygen. Gene Ontology annotation, cellular component: mitochondrial envelope.